ACUAUAAAAGAUGGCCGCCUAUUCCCGAUCUGGGUUCCCGUUACCGUCUGUCCUUGCUCUCGUCGUCGAUUUUGCUUCUACUCACCGACUCCAUCAGCUGCUUCAGUAGAGUUAUUAGGAGGAAGAACUAUUGGGGAUCUGAUCGUGGCGAAUCUGAUCACUGGGGUCGAUCCUUUCAACAUCGAACCAUCGAAUUCUUCUGAAGAUUCUUGGUACUUGUGCAACUCCAAAGGCCAGCAAUAUCCGAACAGGAGAAAUACAAUUACAGAGACAAAGUCUGGAUUCUGGAGAAUAAAGGAUGAGUGCAGAAUAUUCACGAAUACCACUUGUGUUGGUAGGAAAACGACAAUGGAAUAUUAUGAAGGGAAAGUACCCAAGGGAAAUAAAACUAGGUGGAUGAUGAUUAAAUAUCAGGUAGAGUGUAAGACUGGGAAUGGGUUUAAUCAACAAAAGGACUAUAAUUCAUUAUGCAGAGUUUUCUUGCAAAAUGAUUGGACAGAAUACGAAGACCAACACUAUUCUGCUAGUGCCAAUGUUGGUGGUGAAUAUAUCAUCCAAUUGGUGCAAGUCUAUCGAGAACCAGAAGAAACAAAUUUACCUUCCAAAAAUGUGCUCAACAGAUCCCUGGGGCAACCGGCAUUCUCUGAAAGUGUUGGUGAACCAUUACAUGAGAAUGUAGUGGAAGAGAUAGAAUCAAAUUGCAAUUUUUCAAUUGGAGAUUACCUGGAACUGAAUGAUUUAAUGAGUCCAGAGACAUCUUCAUCCAGUUCAAACAAUUCCAGCUGUGUGUCAACCAAUUCUUAUGACUACUUUGAUGCUGAUGCAUUUUUGUUUUCUGUUGGGGAUGAAGACAACAUGAGAUCUGAUGAAGAAUAUUUAGAUCGUAGAUUUAGUAUCCCUAUCUUAAUUGAAUCAAGUCAGACUGCUGUUAGGCCUUCCUCACCAGGCUCAAUUCAUGGCAAUAACAAUAUCGUGACUGAAGAGAAUAUGGCUACCAGUUCACUGCCUCGAAACGAAAUUUUAGACCAAGGACUUCCUGUAUCUAAUGAGGAGGUGCAGUGCACGAGAGAUGAUAAAUCAGAAAAAUCUGAGGGCAGUCAGACAAACCAAGUUGCUGAUAGUUCAUUUGAUGUCAGGAGUAUGCAGGGUAAUGGAUUGAAGAAGACUGGUAAGAUUGCAAAGCUUGGCAAGAAAUACUGCUGCUUUGGAUCAUUUUAGUCAGUCAUCUCACUCAUCCUAUAGUUGUCGACAAAGUAGAUUAUGAGGUCAUUCUAAUGAAGAGUUGCAAUUGUCAAGCAACUUCGCUGGGAAGCUUGGGUUCAAAAUCUAGAGAAACACUGCCUUUUUUUUGUCAGUGUUCUUUGAACAAGAGUUGUCUCACUAAUUAGAACUUCAUCUGGAGGUGGUUAGGAAUUCAAGUUGCAGAUUUCAUUGAGAAAUCCUUGCCAUAUGGCAUAUUUUAUCUUCACACAGCUUCUGUUGUAUUGCACAAGUUACCUCAGCGGUCACAGUAUCAGUUACAUCUUCUGCUUUAUUAGGGGGCAUCUGGAGGAUCAUUGCUAUUAGGUUUCAUCUUAGAUUCACCCAGUUUAUGUGAAUAAAUAAAAUCAUAGCAGAUGGGUGUUGAUUUCACAGUAUGUUAAACAGUAUGUUUACAUUCUCUUUCUUGAUCUAAUGUGAAUUAUAUAGUUUGUUA
This is a messenger RNA of Musa acuminata AAA Group (dessert banana), 1696 nucleotides long. RefSeq lists its product as uncharacterized. Gene Ontology annotation, biological process: regulation of DNA-templated transcription. Lineage: Eukaryota; Viridiplantae; Streptophyta; Magnoliopsida; Zingiberales; Musaceae. Gene Ontology annotation, molecular function: DNA binding. Bases 349 to 1218 code for a protein of 289 amino acids. The record is from RefSeq and is a predicted model, not a curated record. The transcript has 6 exons.